Brenthis ino (lesser marbled fritillary) is the source of this 387-nucleotide messenger RNA. The record is from the annotation of a GenBank genome assembly. NCBI's taxonomy places the organism in Eukaryota, Metazoa, Arthropoda, Insecta, Lepidoptera, Nymphalidae.
AUGAGAUUCGAAGACGGAGACAUAACUGGAUUAUUAAUUGGUGAUAGUGGCUAUGGGCAGUCGUCUUAUAUGUAUACACCUGUGUACAAUCCACAAACUCAACCGGAAAUACGAUACAAUAGGGCUCAUAUUACCACAAGAAAUGUAAUAGAGAGAUUGAAUGGUGUAUGGAAGAGAAGAUUUGCGUGCCUGAAUAGGAAGCUACAAAAUAAUUUAGAAAACACAUGCAAUAUUGUUGUGGCAUGUGCAGUUCUACACAACAUUAGUAUAACUACUAAUCAAGAGAUGCCUGAACCCAUCACACAUGAUGAUGUUCCAGUCUCAAAUAGUAGUGACACUGAAAGGGGUAGUUUAAUUCGAGGAACAUUUAUUGCCAGGCAUUUUAAU